Messenger RNA from Onychostoma macrolepis, 3627 nucleotides. RefSeq names its product adrenoceptor alpha 1D (gene adra1d). Gene Ontology annotation, molecular function: alpha1-adrenergic receptor activity. NCBI's taxonomy places the organism in Eukaryota, Metazoa, Chordata, Actinopteri, Cypriniformes, Cyprinidae. Gene Ontology annotation, cellular component: membrane. Gene Ontology annotation, biological process: positive regulation of cytosolic calcium ion concentration; adenylate cyclase-activating adrenergic receptor signaling pathway; phospholipase C-activating G protein-coupled receptor signaling pathway. The transcript is spliced from 2 exons. The coding region runs from base 870 to 2345 and encodes 491 amino acids. The record is from RefSeq and is a predicted model, not a curated record.
GUUUUGCACACAUAAAACACGACGUACUACUAAUGUUUUGUUUUUCAAUAUGAUUUUAGUAAAUAUAGAAAUAUAGAUAAUAUAAAAUAUAGUAGAAAGGCCAUGAAAUGCUUUACUAACCAGUGUGGUAGCCUACGGAUAAAUGAAUUAUGUUUGAUACAGCAUAGAAGAACCAUUUCCAUUUUUGGUCCCUCAAAUGACUGUUCAGUGAACAAUUCCUAUCAUUUCAAAAAUCCACUAUGAAGAACCUUUUGUGGAAUUUUUAAGAGUGUAAGGAAGCAAUUUCUGUGAAAGCCUCUUUGAAAGAAUGUAUGUUGUUAAAAUACAAUUGACAUUGACGUUGUUCUGAAUAAUGUAUGCCACUGAUAAAAAGUAUUAUUCAUUGCAAAAUGAAAACAGUCCUCCUGUGUGCAACAAUAAUACAGAACCCUCUUGUGGUCAUAUGAAGAUCUGCAGCAAGUGUGCGACGCGUCACCAAGUUCUCAGAGCUGGAGGAGGAGACCUGGAGCACUGGGGUCCUCAUUGAGUUUCUGUAAUCCAGUUUGGAGUGGUCGCUGAGGACGCCACCAGAAGAAGCCUCUCCAUAAGACCUGCAGUGCAUCGGCAUAUUAGUUGCUUAUUAGUUUAUUCUACCUCAAAAAUAGUUUAAAAACAGUUCAAAUAUAUUUCAGGUUAUGUCACCACAGAAAAAUGUAGGUGUAACGAGAUGUUUAACUGGCAAGAUUUUCUCAGAAAGUAACGGAUCCAUCUGAAGAAUCUGAAUCUGAAGACACCUUCCAAGAGUGAUGAUGAAAAUGAAACUCGCCAUGCACCGACCAGUCAACACCUUCGGACCAAACCAGUAAAAGUCGUCUUUAUGGAGUUUCAAAAUGACAUUUUCUAAACUGCUGAACGAGAGCAAGGAUGAAUUCCCCUCGGACUUUCUCUCCAACAUCAGCAACACCACCUGUGAGGGCAUCACCCUCGACUCUCAAGUCAUCUGUGUCGGGGUCUUUCUGGCCGUUUUCAUUUUGGUGGCGAUCGUCGGAAACAUUUUGGUUAUUCUGUCAGUGCUGUGCAACAAACAUUUGCAGACGGUCACCAACUUCUUCAUUGUGAACCUGGCCAUAGCGGACCUUCUGCUUAGUAUCAUUGUCCUCCCGUUCUCCGCGUCUCUGGAGGUGCUGGGAUGCUGGGUGUUCGGUCGGGUCUUCUGCAACAUCUGGGCAGCGGUGGAUGUGCUAUGUUGCACGGCGUCUAUUUUAAGUUUGUGCAUUAUAUCUAUAGACAGGUACAUCGGGGUAAAAUACUGUCUGAAAUACCCCACUAUCAUGACUGAACGGAAAGCAGGUGUCAUACUAGUGGUGGUCUGGGUUUCUUCAAUGGUGAUUUCAAUUGGACCGCUUUUGGGAUGGAAAGAGCCUCCACCUUCUGACGAGAGCAUCUGCAGAAUCACGGAGGAACCGGGUUAUGCUCUGUUCUCCUCUUUAUUCUCCUUCUACCUCCCGCUCAUGGUGAUUUUAGUCAUGUACACUAGAGUAUACAUCGUGGCCCGCAGGACUACAAAAAGUUUGGAAGCGGGUGUGAAACGGGAGAGAAAUAAAUCAAUGGAUGUGGUGCUGAGGAUACAUUGCAGGAGCAUGCCGGAGGAUUCGAGCACGAGCUCCAAAACCAAAAAUCACCCGUUCAGAAGUUCACUGUCCGUGAGACUCAUGAAGUUCUCAAGAGAGAAGAAAGCUGCUAAAACCCUCGCCAUCGUCGUGGGGAUGUUCAUUCUUUGUUGGCUACCGUUUUUCUUCGUUUUGCCUUUGGGCUCUUUCUUCCCAGCUCUAAAGCCCUCUGAGAUAGUGUUCAAAGUAAUCUUCUGGUUGGGCUACUUCAACAGUUGCAUUAACCCCGUAAUUUACCCCUGCUCGAGCAAGGAGUUCCAGCGCGCCUUCACCCGUCUGCUGCGCUGCCAGUGCCAGCGGCGCCGCCGCAUCCUGCGCCGGUUCUACGACCAGCGCUGGAGAACAGCCAUGCGAGGAGCCCGGAGGGACCCGCACAGAGACUACUGCUCUGGAUUUCCCUUUCACGAGCAGUGCAGUAACUCUAUCUAUUCCUGCCAGAGCAAGAGCCGGCCCCUUAGUCUGAAGAGCUGGAGCUUCUUCCCCCCUUUACAGAAGUCCUCCUUCCAGCUGAAGGAGAAAAUGAACAACCUUUCCAAUAAGAUUAAGAACGGGACGGGGAAGAGUAGCACGUCUGCUCUGGCCCGGACAGAGAUUGACACAGUCUCCAUGGGGAUCUAUAACGACUGCGGCGAUCAGAGCGGCUACCAGAUCUACGACCUCACAGAGUGCUACGGCCUGAAGGAAACAGACAUCUAAACAAAAACAGAGAUUACUGUCUGUUUUCUCUGAGUGCUCUGACCCACUGCCAGUUCUUAGGAAUUGUUUGAUUUUUUUCUCAAAGACUAGUAUUCUUGUAAUGUCUUAAAGAACACAGUCGAGAAGCAAAUAUGAUGAAAAAAUGACAAGGACAAUGUAUGUUAAAGGGUAAUUAAUGUAUUUUCACAUGGGUAAUUUAAAAAAAAAAAUCUUUAAAAGUGGGAGAAGUACACUGAAUGGAAAAAUUAUGAGGGAGGGGGGGACGGGGAACUUAUCUGCACUGGAUCAGAACGAAAAGACUCAUAGCUGCUGGGUAUCUGUAUACCGUGUUGUCCAUGUGGCCUUUGAGAAAUAGUCUGUCAGGUGUUUCAAACUCUCUGAUGACCAGCAACGGUUUGAACUGUAUUUACAAAGAGAGAUUGUUACAGUUUCUUUGACUUGUUGUCCAUUAAGUGUGAAUGGAAAACAUAUUUGACUGGGAUGUAUUUGAGAGACUGUUGAUCCAUGACACUGAUUUGUAUUGACAUAAUGAUUCACUGUUAUUCGCAGAUUGCUGUGGAAAUCACUUUUAAAUGAUUCCAAAUUGAUUCAGAUACCUUUAAAUGUGAGGCACAGUUUGUAACCGAAACAGAUUUUGUGCAGAUGUUUUCAGUAUUACAGAGGGUAGUUGAAUACUGUGCUAUUCGUGUGCUAUUCAUGCUAUUCUCAUUUCAACCAUGAGAUUUAUGUCAUCCCUAAAUGGACCAACAUAAAAAAAAAAAAGAAGAAAAAAAUCAUAAUUCCUGGACUACAACUCAGUUUUUGUGUUGUUGAGAAAAGCUUUGGGUUUCUUUGUAAUGCUGAUGUGACAGUGUCUUUCAGUGUCAUCUAUUAAACAUAAUAAAUCUGAAAAGAGCAUGCAGUUGAUCAAAUAUGUGUAUUUGAUGAAUCUUGAAAACAAUUAAUCCAUUUUAUUCAAACAACCAUCCCAUAGAAUCCGUUUAAUAAUGAUUUGUGUUCACAGCAAUGAGAUUACAUUAAAAUCAAUUACUGUACCCAUCUUGUUAGACUUUUCUCCUGAGAAAUACUUAGAGCGAUAGUUCACCACCCCCAAAUGAAAUUCAAUGAUCAUUUACUCACACUCGUGUUGUUCCAAACUCAUAAAACUUUGGUUAAUCUUCAAAAACUAUUUAAGAUAUUUUCCCUCCAUAGAACGCCCAGGUAACCAAAACGUAUAAGAUCCAAAAAUAUUAUAAAGCUGUCAUAGAACAAAUCCAGUCUUGUACAGAGGUACAAUGGCUCU